This is a messenger RNA of Anisakis simplex (herring worm), 837 nucleotides long. The record is from the annotation of a GenBank genome assembly. NCBI's taxonomy places the organism in Eukaryota, Metazoa, Nematoda, Chromadorea, Rhabditida, Anisakidae.
UUAAUCGAGAAAGAUUUCGAUCAGGAUGCACAUAUUCGAGAAGCCGUCGAUGUUCGAAGAUGGUGGGCAAUGUUCGCGUCGUUUUACGAGAAGAAAUUUAUAAAUAUUCCAUCACGUGAAACACUCAUUCGUACUAUUGAGCGUGAGUAUCAUUGUUGUGGUUUUGAAACAAGUGAAGAGUAUUGGAAUUACACUCAUUUUUUACAUGUCCGAUUGAUCAGUUCAAUAUCGCAAUUCGAAUACGAUUCGUUCUUAAGCUACCUACAAACCGAUUGGGCAUUGACGGCGUAUAGGGAAACGGGUCUUCUUUAUGCGUAUCCUCCAAAUUGCUGUGAAAAUUGUUUUUUGGAAGCCACAAACAUCAGUCUGACAAUAUCAACAAUCAUAUGGCAACCUGAACAUUUGGGAAUUUUAAAAGAUUCACUUGGUAAUAUCACAUUAAAUGGCACAAAAUGCAAUUUUGAGGUGGACGAUUUACAAACGAAACAAUUGUAUACGUUGUGCGCGUACACUGCACUGAUGUUUUUGUUGAGUGGUUCGGUUUGUGUAUGUGUUUGCAUGCGGAAUUUUUGUCAGUGGAUAACCGAGGGAGUGGACGAGGAGAAAUACAUCGAAGAACUGCAAGCAGGGAGGCAGUUAAGAGAUAAACUUCGCAAUCGAAAAAGAAUGCUCAGUGAAGACUCGAAUUUGACCAAUACUACGGCGAUUGGUGCGGGUAAUUUUCAUAAUCGGUUAGCGACACGAGCGCAAAUGACACGAUACGUUCCAGCGCAUAAAGCGAAACCGGAUCGAAGUCGAUGCGGAUGCACGAAAGGAGAAGUACAGAAUAAUUCAUGA